This is a messenger RNA of Phyllostomus hastatus (greater spear-nosed bat), 1107 nucleotides long. It is a transcript of the gene ALKBH2, whose product is annotated as alkB homolog 2, alpha-ketoglutarate dependent dioxygenase. NCBI's taxonomy places the organism in Eukaryota, Metazoa, Chordata, Mammalia, Chiroptera, Phyllostomidae. Gene Ontology annotation, biological process: DNA repair. The record is from RefSeq and is a predicted model, not a curated record. The transcript is spliced from 4 exons. The coding region runs from base 319 to 1101 and encodes 260 amino acids.
CGAACUACGCAGGUGCCGUCUGAGAUUUUAAAGAGAACCCUCGCCACCCCCACCUCACGCACGUAUCACAGUUUUUAUUUUCUAUCCGAAUUCCCCGUGCUUGCCGAAGGAUCACGUUUAACUGUUUACACGUAGAUUCAGAGUCAUAUCCAUAACACGGUGUUAAACUUUAAAAUGGAAACCUGAAAACAGUAAGGAGGAAUGCUGCUGUGAAUUGCUUUGCCACAGGGCGAGUUUUUGCACGUGGAACAGAGCCUGGGCAGUAUCUCUCUCUCUGCCCCAUCACUGGCCCCCAGGUCUUUGCUUUGUGGAGGCAGGAUGGACAAAUUCCUGGUGAAGAGGGUUCGAGGGGACCUUUUGGGAAAAAGGGAGCAAGAGCAGGCUGGAGAAGGCUCAGCAGGGUUGGGAGAAGACAAGGAAAGCACCAGGAAAAGGCCCAGGAGGGAACCGCCAGGGAAGGGUGUGGACUUGGGAGGCCCAGACUGGCGACACCUUCGGUCAGAGGGCCUGGACUGUGAUUACACAGUCCUGUUUGGCAAAGCUGAAGCGGAUGAGAUUUUCCGGGAGUUGGAGCAAGAAGUGGAAUAUUUUACAGGUGCACUGGCCCAGGUGCGGGUGUUCGGGAAGCUGCACAGUGUGCCAAGGAAGCAGGCGACGUACGGCAACACCGGGCUGACCUACACGUUUUCAGGCCUCACUCUGUCCCCAAAGCCUUGGAUCCCGGUGCUGGAGCGAGUCCGGGAUCGUGUGUCGCAGGUGACCGGACAGACCUUCAACUUCGUGCUCGUUAACAGGUACAAAGAUGGCCGCGACCACAUCGGGGAACACCGGGAUGACGAAAGGGAACUGGACCCCGGGAGCCCCAUCGCCUCUGUCUCCUUUGGGGCCUGCAGAGACUUCUUCUUCCGCCACAAAGACUCUCGAGGGAAGAACCCUGCCCGGAGGGUGGAGGUGGUCAGGCUGCAGCUGGCCCACGGGAGUCUGCUGGUGAUGAAGCCCCCGACCAACUCUUGCUGGUAUCACAGCCUCCCCAUCCGCAAGAAGGUUCUGGCUCCGCGCGUCAACCUGACCUUUCGCAAAAUCCUGCCUGCUAGGAAGUAAACAGGU